AUGGCGAUGGACAUGUCCUACAAGGCCACGCUCCUCCCCCUGUUGUUGAAGGCUUCCGUCCUGUCCUUUGGGACAUACACUCUAAAGUCAGGUCGUAUCUCUCCUUACUUCUUCACAUCUUCACUACUGCACACGUCUUCGCUGCUGGGCGCCCUGGCCAAAGCAUAUGCGUCAGUCUUGACCUCUCCGCCAUUUUCACUGCCGCUUGGGACUGAGGAGGCUGGCUCAUGUGCUGAUGGAUCCUUCUCUCCACACUUCGACAUACUCUUUGGCCCAGCCUACAAGGGAAUUCCCUUGAGUGCAGUUGUAGCCAGAGAGCUAGAAUUCAGCGGCAAGCAAUUCGCUGAUGUGUCCUACUCCUUCAACAGAAAGGAAGCAAAGGACCAUGGUGAGGGCGGAACAAUUGUUGGUGCACCGCUAAAGGGCAAGCGCGUGGUGGUAAUCGACGAUGUCAUGACAGCCGGCACAGCUCUUCGUGAGGCCGUCUCAAUCAUCAAGGCACAGGGUGGCAUUGUCGUCGGUGUCGUCCUUCUACUGACAAGACAAGAACGGGUCAGCGAUGCCGAACCCAGGAGUGCCAUGAAGGUUGCAGAGGAUGAAUUAGGCAUUCCAGUCAGGGCGGUGCUUAAGUUCGAGGACCUGAUCGAAGCGAUUGAGGCCGGCCAAAUUGAGGGUGCCGGCGCCAACGAGCUUGAGCAGAUGAAGGUCUAUCGCCAAAAAUACGGAAGUCAGGACUGA
Molecule: messenger RNA, 738 nt
Organism: Exophiala aquamarina CBS 119918
Lineage: Eukaryota; Fungi; Ascomycota; Eurotiomycetes; Chaetothyriales; Herpotrichiellaceae
Product: orotate phosphoribosyltransferase
Exons: 1
Coding region: 1-738 (245 amino acids)
Biological process (GO): pyrimidine ribonucleoside biosynthetic process; pyrimidine nucleotide biosynthetic process; 'de novo' pyrimidine nucleobase biosynthetic process
Cellular component (GO): cytoplasm
Molecular function (GO): orotate phosphoribosyltransferase activity
Source: RefSeq, a predicted model, not a curated record